CUAAUAGCAGAGAGAGCCUGGGUACUGGGCUGGGAUUGCACGGCUUACAGGAAUAGGUUCCAUUCCUGGAGUCCCACCAAGCUGCCCCCUCCUGGCCCCUGUCUCCCCGCCCUGAGGUCCUCUCUUCUGCUGCUGAGGUGGCCAUCGGACCCCUUCUGGGUGGCCCCUGAGCACUCUCUCAGCAUGAACUGCAUAUCCGACUUCUUCACCUAUGAGACCACCAAGUCAGUGGUGGUGAAGAGCUGGACCAUCGGGAUCAUCAACCGUGCAGUUCAGCUUCUGAUCAUCUCCUACUUCGUGGGGUGGGUGUUUUUGCACGAGAAGGCCUACCAAGUGCGGGACACGGCCAUCGAGUCUUCCGUGGUGACCAAGGUGAAGGGCUUCGGGCGCUACGCCAACAGAGUCAUGGACGUGUCUGACUAUGUGACACCGCCGCAGGGCACUUCUGUCUUUGUGAUCAUCACCAAGAUGAUCGUGACUGAAAACCAGAUGCAAGGAUUCUGCCCCGAGAGCGAGGAGAAAUACCACUGUGUGUCUGACAGCCAGUGUGGGCCUGAUCGCUUCCCCGGUGGGGGAAUUCUCACGGGCCGCUGCGUGAACUACAGCUCUGUGCUCCGGACCUGUGAGAUUCAGGGCUGGUGCCCCACCGAGGUGGAUACCGUGGAGAUGCCGGUCAUGAUGGAAGCUGAAAACUUCACUAUUUUCAUCAAGAACAGCAUCCGGUUCCCCCUCUUCAACUUUGAGAAGGGAAACCUCCUGCCCAAUCUGACAGCCGGGGACUUGAGGACCUGCCGCUUCCACCCCGAAAAGGCCCCUUUCUGCCCCAUCUUGCGGGUAGGGGACGUGGUCAAGUUUGCAGGGCAGGAUUUUGCCAAGCUAGCCCGCACGGGUGGUGUUCUGGGCAUCAAGAUCGGCUGGGUCUGCGAUUUGGACAAGGCCUGGGACCAGUGCAUCCCCAAAUACUCCUUCACGAGGCUUGAUGGUGUUUCUGAGAAGAGCAAUGUCUCUCCUGGCUACAACUUCAGAUUCGCCAAGUACUACAAAACAGAGAACGGCACCGAAUACCGCACGCUCCUGAAGGCUUUCGGCAUCCGCUUUGAUGUGCUGGUUUAUGGGAAUGCCGGCAAGUUCAACAUCAUCCCCACCAUCAUCAGCUCCGUGGCGGCCUUCACUUCCGUAGGAGUGGGGACUGUUCUCUGUGACAUCAUCCUGCUCAACUUCCUCAAGGGGGCCGAUCAGUACAAAGCCAGGAAGUUUGAGGAGGUGAACGAGACAACACUGAAGGUCACUACCUUGGCCAACCCAGUGGACCCCAGGGACCUGGCCACCGAGGAGAAGCAGUCUACAGACUCAGGGGCCUACUCCAUCGGCCACUAG
Messenger RNA from Dipodomys spectabilis (banner-tailed kangaroo rat), 1377 nucleotides. It is a transcript of the gene P2rx3, whose product is annotated as purinergic receptor P2X 3. The coding region runs from base 184 to 1377 and encodes 397 amino acids. Gene Ontology annotation, biological process: response to ATP; monoatomic cation transmembrane transport. Gene Ontology annotation, molecular function: purinergic nucleotide receptor activity; extracellularly ATP-gated monoatomic cation channel activity; ATP binding. Lineage: Eukaryota; Metazoa; Chordata; Mammalia; Rodentia; Heteromyidae. The transcript is spliced from 12 exons. Gene Ontology annotation, cellular component: nuclear inner membrane; plasma membrane. The record is from RefSeq and is a predicted model, not a curated record.